Messenger RNA from Rhizophagus irregularis DAOM 181602=DAOM 197198, 549 nucleotides. The record is from RefSeq and is a predicted model, not a curated record. NCBI's taxonomy places the organism in Eukaryota, Fungi, Glomeromycota, Glomeromycetes, Glomerales, Glomeraceae.
ACAGCAAUUAGCGAGAAUGAAAAUUUCCAGAAAAAGGAUUUCGAAUGGAGAGGGACGAAAUAUCGUGUGGUUGAUACUAUCGGAAAAGAGGUCACAUACGAAAAAAUGGGGGAAUUAAUCCAUUUGAUACCGGAAGGGUUAAACCAAGUUCUAUUGGUGAUUGAUGGAAAAUUCAUGAUAAAGGAAAAAAUAGGAUUAUCCGAGUUAUUUAGAAAAUUAAUUUUUGAAGAUGGUAUUGCCGAAUAUAUCACUAUUGUGAGAACUAAAUUUAGUAACUUUAAAAAUGAAAGUGAGUGCAAAAAAGAUAAAGAAGAUUUGUGCAAGGAAAGUAAAACAAUUGCCAAAUUAUGUAAAAAUAUAGUCUAUGUAGACAAUCCCCCGAUAAGUAUUUUUGUUGAUGAUGAAGACGAUGAAGAAACAAUUAGAAUCAAUAGAAAAAGAAGAGAUCAGUCAAGAAAUAUACUAUUAGAACAUUUGGAGAAAACAUGUCACAAAUUAGAAAAGUGGGAUAAUUUAUGUGCUAAAAUUGACAGUUAUAUUCCCGUUUGA